Molecule: messenger RNA, 675 nt
Organism: Pieris rapae (cabbage white)
Lineage: Eukaryota; Metazoa; Arthropoda; Insecta; Lepidoptera; Pieridae
Product: NADH dehydrogenase [ubiquinone] 1 alpha subcomplex assembly factor 2
Exons: 3
Coding region: 162-611 (149 amino acids)
Biological process (GO): mitochondrial respiratory chain complex I assembly
Cellular component (GO): membrane
Source: RefSeq, a predicted model, not a curated record
UAAUAUAUCAAUUAUCAACUAUUUCGAUUUUAGAGAUUCGAGUAAUGAGUAUUUUUAUUUUAUAAUUGCUAUGUUUAAUUGGGUUAAUUCUAAAGAUCUAUGCGACUAGAUUUACCUUUUCAUUUUAUGCAUUGCAAAAUAAAUCAGUAAAUACCUAGCAGAUGUCGGGGGGUGAAUACAGAUACGUCUGGCGCAUUGCGUUUCGGAAUUUUUUAAAUUCUUUUCGACCUCGACAAAUACGUGGUAAUGAAAUAGGAAAAGAUUAUAUUGGAAAUGUAUAUUAUGAAAUACCAGCUGAUCCAAGUAGAGGCAAAAGAAAACCAGCACGUUGGUAUGACCCACCUAAAGGCCUAGAUUUUCAAGAUCCAUUGCCUGCUGAGUGGGAGUCUUGGCUUCGAAUGAGAAGAUCGGAGCCACCUACAAAUGAGGAAAUAGCAAAUAACUUAGCUGUAGCUGAAAUGAAGAAAUUAAAUGCUGAUAAGAUAGAAGCUAAAAGACUUGAAGAUGGUGGUUCUCUCCCAACAGCUGUAGAAAGAGGUCCUCAAUCUUUUCCUAAAUACAAGGAUUUCCAUGUAGGAGACAUAGAAGAUCAUCAUAGAAAUAAAUAUUAGUUGUUAGUGGUAAUAAAUAUGUGUGAUAAUUAAUUACAUACAAAAUAAAGUUUAUUUAUUUUGA